This is a messenger RNA of Acyrthosiphon pisum (pea aphid), 1304 nucleotides long. RefSeq names its product AN1-type zinc finger protein 2B-like. Gene Ontology annotation, biological process: proteasome-mediated ubiquitin-dependent protein catabolic process; protein targeting to ER. Gene Ontology annotation, cellular component: endoplasmic reticulum; cytoplasm. The record is from RefSeq and is a predicted model, not a curated record. NCBI's taxonomy places the organism in Eukaryota, Metazoa, Arthropoda, Insecta, Hemiptera, Aphididae. Gene Ontology annotation, molecular function: zinc ion binding. The coding region runs from base 290 to 889 and encodes 199 amino acids. The transcript has 6 exons.
CAGCACAUUGAUGAUAAUGACUGUACGCUGAGAUUGUGCGAAUUGCGCGUAUUGGCGUAAAUUGUUCUCUCCACUCUCCAGUCGGUACUCGGUAGUCUCCUUCCGUAGGUGGUCAAUAGUCGUGAGAACUGGGAACGUGGGAAUUUUCAGUUGAUACACAAAGCGCACAAUAUCGCUGUACAGUCGUACAGAUUUAUUGUAGCAAGUAGCAACGCGGAAGUCUGGUUCGAAGUUCCUCGUUCUACGAGUUUCUUUAUUUUACAUCUGUGACUUUUCCAACUGUGCCGUCAUGGAAUUUCCAAACUUGGGACAGAACUGCAGCAAAGAGACGUGCAAACGUUUAGAUUUCCUGCCAGUUAAAUGCGAUGCCUGUUCAGGUAUAUUUUGUUCUGAUCACAUGAGCUACAGCAGUCAUGAAUGUCAAUCUGCAUAUAAGAAAAAUGUACAAGUUCCCAUGUGUCCUUUGUGCAACAAACCAGUACCAAUACCACGGGGACAAGAACCAGAUUUUACUGUUGGGCAACACAUUGACAAUGAGUGUCGGUUUACUGAGGGUAGAAAGGUGUUCACAAAUAGAUGCAUGGUAACAAAAUGUCGAGGCAAGGAAGCUGUACCUUUGGUGUGUAGUGAGUGCCGUCAAAACCACUGUUUUAAACAUCGUCAUCCUUUGGAUCAUAGUUGCACAGGUAGUGCAAAAUCUGUUCAAAGAAAAGUGACGGAUGUUAAAAAUAUAUUUGGAACCAAUGGAAUUAUAAAAAAAGCUUUUACUGCAACUGCAAUACAGGGAAAUAUGAGUGAAGAUGAAGCAUUAGCUAGAGCCUUAGCUGAGUCUGAACGUUUGACCAAGGAAAAUACUACUAAUUCUCAAGCAAGAUGUUCUGUUGCAUAAAUUGUUUAUCAUUGUUAAAACAGGCACAAAAUGUAUCAUGUUUUAUUAAUAUUUUUAAGAGAUUAUUUUACAUUCCAAACAUUUAUUUUAUGUACUAAGAUGAAAUAUUUUAUUUAUAUGUUAACUGUGAUUGUGUAUUUUAAGCAAUACCGUUAAAAAUUGACCCACUAUAUAAAAUUAAAUAACCAGAACUCUGAGGUAAAAAAAAAACUAUCCGUCCUUGUUGGUGUUCAUAUUUGAAUUUUAAAUUUAAAUUUAUACCAUACAUUAACAUGAAUAAACUUGUUAUUUUAUUUAUGUUUACAAAUUUCAAUAAUUAUAAAUGUAAUUUGAUUCUACACAAUGUUUUAAUCUAGUGGAUCUACAUAUUAUAUGGAUUUUUUUCACAAAUAAUAAAUUGGUAUUUAAAUUGCAU